UCUGAUAAAGAUGGCAAAGAAAAAACGAGAGACAUGGCUGAGAUUUUUUCCUCUCCUUUCCAUUCUACUCCCCUUCUGAUAUGCUAAUGUCUCUGGUUUCGUCGGAACUCAAAACCCUAGAUCUGCUCGCGAGGAUUGAAGGUCGUCAGUUUCUGGUGCUUCUUGGAGCUGCCGCGAGGUUGGUGGAGUGUUUGGCUUAGAGAGGGUCGGUUUUUAGGACUGAAAGCUUCUUCAGAUUUGAUUUGCUCUUUCCAAAUAUCCGGUGAUGCUUUCACGACGGUGGCGCGUGACAUCACGAAGCGCUUCGUCUACCAUGGAUCUACCUUCUGCUAAGGCAGUGUGGUCUUUUUCUAGAGGUGUGAGAUGGUGUUAUGGGUGGUGUCUCCGAUUUGGUGUUUCGAGGGUGACCGUUCACUUUCGUCUGAGAAGAUUUUCGUGGACUGUGGUCCUAUGAGGAAGGUACAUGUGCUCUCCAUCUUCGUGUGUUGGUGGGGUUUUUUGAUGACGGCGCGUGUAGUCUAGUCGCUUAACGAGAGCAGACGAUUCGUCUAUGGGCCACUGCUGUUCAGAUAAGUAACUUCACCUUUUUUGUGUUCUCCGGUCACGACAUUACUAUGUCAAUACAAUUGAAGAGCCACUGUGACGAUGUUUAAAGUGCAUAAGGUCCAUAACGUACAUGUUUAUAAAAGUUAAUAUCCUCUGAAGAGUGAAGGAGUCAAGAGGCUUGUUCACCGGUUCUCGGUGGCAACACGUAACAAGGCCAAUAUCUCAGGAAGUGGUCAACCGGAAGUGUGGCUUUGGUGGUGAUACAUGGUUUUUCAACCUCACAGCAUCAGUUUUGGUAUUUUGAGCCAGCUGACGGUUGAGCUCCACUCUCUUAAAAGUUGUGGAUUAGUGUGGUAAUGUGGUUGUUGUCAAAGUUCAAUCUUUAUUUUCAGUACGGACUCCUCGGUUCCAUUCUUUUGGCCUAGUAAUCGAAAGCGGAAGAGGAUCUAAUCGGAAAAGCACCCUAGGUGUAGGAGAUAUUGGUCCAUGAAUUUCAUUAUAAUUUUGUGGUGACUAUAGGUAUGUUGUGAAAUGGUAUGCUCGUUGAACCAAAAAAAAUCUAAGCCUGAUAAAUAUUCCCAAGUAGAUAUAACACAGGGGUAAAUAUGGAAUUUAGAAAAAAGCGCCUGAACUUUAAUCGGAAUCCUCUAAAACCCUAAAAGCGCCAAGCUUUCACUCUCCUCCUCCUAAGCUUCGAUUCUGGAGCUCACUCUUUCUUCAAUGGCGUUAACCAGCAACAAAGUCCCUUCUUUACGCCUUAUACCCACCACCGGAACACUCUUAAACCCAUCAAAAUCGCUCUCCUUGGCUUCUCAUCAUCAUCCGCUUCCCAGAGUUUCGUUCUCUCUCUCUUCCGCUGCUUCUCCCAAGCUCACGACUUCAAGAAAGGUGAUAGCAAUGGCAGUGGAAGGUUCGAGAGAUUUGGAGAUGUCGAACUUAACGGCGUUAUCGCCUUUGGACGGACGUUACUGGGGGAAAGUUAAGGACUUGGCUUCCUCUAUGAGCGAGUUUGGUUUGAUUUACUUCAGAGUACUUGUUGAGAUUAAAUGGCUUAUUAAGCUUUCAAAGAUUCCUGAAGUCUCUGAAGUUCCAAGCUUUAGUAAAGAAGCUGAGGUUUACUUGCAAGGGAUCAUCGAUGGGUUUGGCGUGGAUGAUGCGUUGGAAGUUAAGAAGAUUGAGAGAGUAACGAAUCAUGACGUGAAGGCUGUUGAGUAUUUCUUGAAACAAAAGUGUGAAUCUCAUCCAGAGAUUGCUAAGGUUCUUGAGUUUUUUCAUUUUGCUUGCACGUCUGAGGACAUCAACAAUCUAUCACAUGGUUUGAUGCUUCAAGAAGCACUUAGCUCGGUUAUACUUCCAUCCAUGGAUGAGCUCAUCAAGUCAAUCUCUCUGAUGGCUAAGGAGUUUGCAUAUGUCCCCAUGCUUUCAAGAACUCAUGGCCAGCCAGCUUCACCUACAACUCUAGGGAAAGAAAUGGCGAUAUUCGCUGUGAGGUUAAGCGAAGAGAGAAGAUAUCUUUCAGAAACUAAGAUCAAGGGCAAAUUUACUGGUGCCGUUGGGAACUACAACGCUCAUAUUUCAGCAUAUCCUAAUAUCGACUGGCCUCAUGUUGCACAGGAGUUUGUUACUUCUCUCGGAUUAACCUUUAACCCAUACGUCACUCAGAUUGAGCCUCAUGACUAUAUGGCUAGACUAUUUAACACGAUCAGCCAGUUCAACAAUGUUUUAAUUGAUUUCGACAGAGAUAUAUGGAGCUACAUUUCUUUAGGUUACUUUAAGCAGAUAACUAAAGCUGGUGAGAUUGGAUCAUCGACAAUGCCUCACAAAGUGAACCCUAUUGACUUUGAGAACAGUGAAGGGAACUUAGGUAAAGCUAACGCAGAGCUUACUUUCCUCAGCAUGAAGCUUCCCAUUUCACGAAUGCAGCGUGACUUAACCGAUUCUACUGUAUUGAGAAACAUGGGUGGAGCUUUAGGACAUUCUCUUCUUGCUUACAAGAGCGCCAUACAGGGAAUCAGGAAGCUUCAGGUUAAUGAAGCUCGGUUAAAAGAAGAUUUGGAUCAAACUUGGGAAGUUCUUGCUGAACCGAUACAAACUGUGAUGAGGAGAUAUGGAGUUCCGGAGCCGUAUGAGAAGCUGAAGGAGCUGACAAGAGGAAGAGCUGUGAAUGAAGAAAGUAUAAGAGAGUUUAUAAAAGGUUUGGAUUUGCCUGCAGAAGCGAAAUCUCAACUUUUGAAGUUAACUCCACACACGUAUGUUGGUGCUGCUGCUGCGUUGGCUUUGGCAGUCGAUGAAGCUCUGCACUUGUGACAGUAAUGAUGAUCAGUGAUCAUAUCGGUGAUAAGGUUGUGCUGUUGUACUAUUACUCUUCUCCAAAUGAAAUAGGAAGUAGUAGUGAAGAACAAAGAGUCAGAUUGAUGAGUUCUACGUUGUCGUUUUGAGUUACAUGUCAUAUGAAAGAAAUUUUUUACAUUUUUGAGUUAAAUAAUAAAGAAUUUCAAAUUA
Messenger RNA from Brassica napus (rape), 3048 nucleotides. Its product is annotated as adenylosuccinate lyase. Gene Ontology annotation, molecular function: N6-(1,2-dicarboxyethyl)AMP AMP-lyase (fumarate-forming) activity. NCBI's taxonomy places the organism in Eukaryota, Viridiplantae, Streptophyta, Magnoliopsida, Brassicales, Brassicaceae. Gene Ontology annotation, biological process: IMP biosynthetic process. The record is from RefSeq and is a predicted model, not a curated record. Bases 1267 to 2853 code for a protein of 528 amino acids. The transcript has 9 exons.